AUGUCCUCUUCACACGCCUCUCUAGAUGCUGCGGCGACCGAACGAAAAGCAAGACUUGCGAAGCUUGCAGCAUUGAAACGAAAGCAACCAGAGCCAGAGACGUUGAGUGAGGCUCGAGCUACGGAGGAAGAAAUCGGAGACGCGGUACCAUCAGUUACGACAACUUAUAUAUCAGGUCGCAACUAUGACCCGGAGACUCGCGGGCCGAAACUUGGGUUCGAGCAAGCACCAAUCGAUGGGCAAGUGACAUUAGAAUCCCAGGCGGCCGAAAUCGCCAGAGAGACUGCAGAAGAGGCGAAGAAAUCAGAUGAAGCAGAUCAGCCGAUUGAUCUGUUUAAGCUACAGCCGAAAAAACCGAAUUGGGAUCUGAAGAGAGAUCUGGACGAGAAGAUGAAGAUUCUCAACGUACGGACAGAGAACGCAAUUGCGAGGCUUGUGCGCCAGCGGAUAGAGAAUGCACAACGGAUUGCAAGGGAGAAGGGUGCGCCUAUGAAUGGAGAUGACCAAGGAGAGGAGGUCGGCAUUGAAGGCGAAACACUGGUUGAGGGAAUUCAUGUCCGUGAAAGAGAAGAGGCCGAAGAAGAACGACGAGAAAAAGAAGAGGAAGAAAUGAUUUGA
This is a messenger RNA of Penicilliopsis zonata CBS 506.65, 618 nucleotides long. RefSeq lists its product as hypothetical. Gene Ontology annotation, cellular component: U2-type spliceosomal complex; post-mRNA release spliceosomal complex. Lineage: Eukaryota; Fungi; Ascomycota; Eurotiomycetes; Eurotiales; Aspergillaceae. Bases 1 to 618 code for a protein of 205 amino acids. The record is from RefSeq and is a predicted model, not a curated record. The transcript has a single exon.